AGCUCUGUACCAUGUGACCUCUGUGAUCAUUCACAGAUUUCACACGUAGUAUGCAAUGAUGUCAGAAGUGACAUCUUGCUUACUACUUUGCAUGUGAUCACUGAUUGGCCAAUCAGUUAUCACAUGAUCGGGACCUCACACAGAGGUCCCGUCCGAUGCCAUUGAGAACUACUGAGUGAACUGUGAUUGGUCACAGCUUGUCAUAUGGUACAAGGCUGUUGUGAUCAUUCACAGCUUUCACAUGUAGUAAGCAAUGAUGUCACAUCU
Staurois parvus is the source of this 267-nucleotide messenger RNA. Lineage: Eukaryota; Metazoa; Chordata; Amphibia; Anura; Ranidae. The record is from the annotation of a GenBank genome assembly.